AGACAAUGAAAACAAUAAAGCAUCAUCGAAAAACCGUUUUCCCUGGUAAACAACUGGGUAUUUACAAUGGAAAAACUAAAUUCGUAAUCAAUUUCAAUUAGAAUAAGUUAUUAAUAGCAUUUCGAACGCUUCAGCAUUUAAUGUGAAAACGGUUGUGGUAUCAGGAGUUUAGAGAUUUAAUUGUACUGUUUGAUUCAAGGUGAAAAAAUCGUAAAAAUAGAUAAUACCAGAUGGGAGAUACCAGUGAAUUAGAUAGGCAAAUAGAGCAACUAAAGAGGUGCGAGAUUAUCAAAGAAAGCGAAGUAAAGGCUCUCUGCGCCAAAGCCAGGGAAAUACUAGUAGAAGAAAGUAAUGUUCAGAGAGUCGAUUCGCCAGUUACAGUUUGUGGGGACAUUCACGGCCAAUUUUACGACUUAAAAGAACUAUUUAAAGUAGGUGGAGAUGUACCGGAAACGAAUUAUUUAUUUAUGGGAGACUUUGUAGAUAGAGGAUUCUAUAGUGUGGAAACGUUUUUGUUACUAUUAGCUCUUAAGGUUAGGUAUCCAGAUCGCAUAACCCUCAUCAGAGGCAACCACGAAUCGCGCCAAAUCACCCAAGUGUACGGCUUCUACGACGAGUGUUUGCGAAAGUACGGCUCGAUAACCGUGUGGCGGUACUGCACGGAGAUAUUCGACUACCUGUCGCUAUCGGCCAUCAUCGAUGGGAAAAUCUUUUGUGUUCACGGCGGUCUCUCGCCCUCCAUACAGACCUUAGAUCAAAUUAGAGUUAUCGAUAGGAAGCAAGAGGUGCCCCACGAUGGACCCAUGUGCGAUCUACUCUGGAGCGAUCCCGAAGACACUCAAGGAUGGGGGGUAUCGCCUAGAGGUGCGGGAUAUCUCUUCGGAUCCGAUGUAGUCGCCCAGUUUAAUUCUAGUAACGAUAUAGACAUGAUUUGUAGGGCGCAUCAGUUAGUGAUGGAAGGCUACAAAUGGCACUUUAAUGAGACUGUUUUGACUGUGUGGUCCGCUCCUAACUAUUGUUACAGAUGCGGUAACGUGGCCGCUAUACUAGAAUUGAACGAACACUUGCAAAGAGACUUUACAAUAUUCGAAGCGGCGCCGCAGGAAACGAGAGGGAUACCGUCGAAAAAACCGCAGGCCGAUUAUUUCCUGUAGAACUGUCUUGUAGUAUUAACGUAAGAUUCAUCGUUUUUUUGUACUGGGGACUGUCCCACUGUUAAUCUUUAAAAAUACGAGGCAAGUUUCAAAACGGAUCCGGUCCGGAUUUUUAGUGGGACGGACCCGUAUAUUUAUUUUAGAUCAUUGUCCCAUCCAAUAAAUGUCAUACAGUGUUUUACGAGAUGGUAUUUUAUCUAUUAUAUUAUAUCCAUUAAUUUUAAGAUAAUUUCUACAGGAUGGAACACAACCACUUACAAUAUUUUAUUUAUAAAGCAAUUGCGAGUAGUUCAUUGUAGACGUACCUCUUUGCAAAACAGCGUUUUUUGAUAUUAAUAAUUUCUAAAUUUCUAAUAAAAUUCAU
Messenger RNA from Phyllotreta striolata, 1518 nucleotides. Lineage: Eukaryota; Metazoa; Arthropoda; Insecta; Coleoptera; Chrysomelidae. The record is from the annotation of a GenBank genome assembly.